UGACGCCAUUGUGUUUACAAAUGGUUGAAAAUGCAUCGACUUUGUUUAUCUAAUUAUUUCUAAUGUAUUAUUAAAUUUAAAUGCCCUACUAAUUUUUCAACAAUGAAUAUUACUGAUAACUUCGUGGACAGCAAGCAGGACGUCGAAGUUAAAAUAUGUCGGUGCUGUUUGUCAACAGAACGCAAUGUGCAACAGAUCUCCUUAUUUCGUGGUCUUUUAAUGGAUUUGGGCGAUAUAAUUGUGACAGAGACUGACGGUCUCCCGGAAUGGAUUUGCUGGGAGUGCGCGGCACUGCUCCGCAAGUAUGUGCGCUUCAAACAGAAGGUACUGAACUCACAUGCCGUGCUGUACGAGCAUCACAGCCGGUGUGCCCCAUUUCCGAUUGAUGGUCGAGACCCGGAGCUGAAGAAGUCCACAAGCCCCCACCUGACACUGACCAGCACGCUCACACUGGACAGCGGAACUAGUCACAUGGGCUAUCAUGACCCAAUAGUACAUGAAAAAUUAGUUAAUUCUUUUAAAUUAGAAGAGAAAUGGUCAAUAGAAGACUUAAUAAACAACCACAACAUCACAGUAAAGCACGAAGAUGCCCUCCUGGACAUACAAGACCACAUGGAGUUUGAUGACAUUGGACUGACUGAACCUGUGCAGGAUGAGUCUGAGCCAUAUGUACCUAAGGAGGAGAAGAAGAAAACAAAAAAGAAGGGAAAAACGAAAGUCAAGAAGAAAAAAAAGGAUGAUGAGGAACAACAGUAUGAACCAGUUCAGAGCGCUAUACGGAGGCCCCUAGAGAUAGACGAAACUAAGAUUAAGAUUAUAAGACUGGACCCCGCCGAGCAGCUGAAGCAGAUGCAGGAGGAGAAGCUUAAGUACCCGUACCAGUGUCAGCUGUGCCACAAGGGUUUCAACUUCGACUCCAAGCUGCAGAACCACAUGGCCAAGCACAGCCCCAGCCGGGGUCGUUACAAGUGCGAGGCGUGCAGCAUGUACUUCCCGAGCGCGUACUCGCAGUCCGUGCACGCGCGCAUCCACACGCUGCGGUACGAGUGCCGCCGCUGCCAGCGCCGCAUGAUCGACCGCGCCGCCAUACUCAACCACUACAGAUCUCAACACGAAGGCGUGCUAGAAGUGUUUACGUGCCAUAUAUGCGGUAAAGUCUCCAACAACGAGAAGACGCACCGCGGUCACAUGCGCAACCUGCACCUGAGCGCGCGCGUCAAGUGCGAGCGCUGCGACAAGACCUUCGUAAACACAGACUCGCUCGCCGAGCACCAGCUCAUCCACGAGAACGUGAAGAACUACGCGUGCUCGGUGUGCGGCGCGCGCUUCCGCACGCGCAACCAGAUCCGCCACCACAUGAGCCGGCACAGCGACGCGCGCGACCACUACUGCGUCGAGUGCGACGUGCGCUUCAAGUCGCUCAACUCGCUGCGGCAGCAUCUCAAGCGGACCGCCCGCCACCAGGACAAGCGGACGCUGCCUCACGAGUGUCCAGUCUGCGAGAAGCGGUUCCCGUCGGCGUCUGGUCUGAGCGCGCACGUGCGCGUGCAGCACGAGGGCGAGCGCGCUUACGAGUGUGGCGCGUGCGGCGCGCGGCUGGCGUCCCGCGCGUCGCUGCUGAAGCACACGCGCGCCGUGCACGCCGGCCUGCGCGCGCCGCCCGCGCACGUCUGCCACGCCUGCGGGAAGACUUUCCGGGCGAAGAGCACGCUGACGAACCACCUGCGCACGCACACGGGUGAGCGGCCGUUCUCGUGCGGCGCGUGCGGGCGCGCGUUCGCUCAGCGCACUGCCAUGCGCACGCACAUCAAGCUCGUGCAUCUCAAGCUACCACGACAGGUUAAGAUGAAGCCCAAGCUGGAGGAGCUGAGCAAGCUGACGGUGGUGGAGCCGGUGCUGGUGGAGGCGGCGGCGGCGGCGCCCCUGCGAAAGGCGGAGCCCUACGAGUGGCGCGCCCCCGCCCCGCUCGAGUACUACAGCGUCACCGCCGGCCCCUGACUCACAUAAUAUACUCUUGCGACCGAA
Messenger RNA from Aricia agestis (brown argus), 2025 nucleotides. RefSeq names its product zinc finger protein 436-like. Lineage: Eukaryota; Metazoa; Arthropoda; Insecta; Lepidoptera; Lycaenidae. Gene Ontology annotation, cellular component: nucleus. The transcript is spliced from 14 exons. The coding region runs from base 103 to 1998 and encodes 631 amino acids. Gene Ontology annotation, biological process: regulation of transcription by RNA polymerase II. Gene Ontology annotation, molecular function: zinc ion binding; RNA polymerase II cis-regulatory region sequence-specific DNA binding; DNA-binding transcription activator activity, RNA polymerase II-specific. The record is from RefSeq and is a predicted model, not a curated record.